This is a messenger RNA of Phaeodactylum tricornutum CCAP 1055/1, 828 nucleotides long. RefSeq lists its product with no specific name. The record is from RefSeq and is a predicted model, not a curated record. Gene Ontology annotation, cellular component: membrane. The annotation marks the transcript as partial. Lineage: Eukaryota; Bacillariophyta; Bacillariophyceae; Surirellales; Neidiaceae. The transcript is spliced from 2 exons.
GUCGGUGCCGCCUGUACCUUUGGUGGAGUCGUGUGGGCCACGAUGGGGUCCGAAAGUGGCGCCGAAUUCUUCGCGGGCUAUUUGAUCGAACAAUCCCUUUCGGUGGACAAUCUCUUUGUAUUCUUGCUUCUGUUUGAAUACUUUAAAGUGCCCUUGGCCUUUCAAGAUCGUGUUUUAAACUGGGGUAUUUACGGUGCCAUUGUCAUGCGUGGCAUCAUGAUUGGUUUGGGGGCGGCUGCGCUGGAACAGUACCACGGGAUAUUACUCGUAUUUGCCGCUAUUCUCGUGUACGGAUCCGGCAAGUUCUUUUGGGGCCUCGUUACAAACGACGAGGACGACGAAGUCGAGGAAGAUCCCGGUGAAAAUACCAUUGUCCGCUUCGCCCGCUCUGUGUUUCCGUCCACGGAGGAGUACGACGGCGAUCGCUUCUUCACCCAGGUGGAUGGCAUACGGAAAGCCACGCCCUUGUUUGUUUGCAUGGUGGCGGUGGAAAUCAGUGAUGUCGUGUUUGCCGUGGAUAGUAUCCCGGCCGUCUUUGGGGUCACGGAAGAUCCUAUUAUUGUGUUUACUUCCAACCUUUUUGCCAUUAUGGGAUUGCGUUCGCUGUACACGAUUCUUUCGAAAGCGGCAACGGACCUCAAGUACCUGGAACCAGCGGUGGCCCUCGUUCUGGGUUUCAUCGGCUGCAAAAUGAUUGCCGAAUACUUUGGCUAUGUCAUUCCCACCAACGUGGCGCUUUUGGUAGUGGGUUCUCUGCUCGGCACGGGCGUUGGCGCGUCCGUCUACGAUAAGCAACAAAGAUUGAACACCAACGAGGAAAAAACAUAA